AAGUUUAUCACGAAUUCCACGACAUACUACUCACUUUCACUACUACUUGACUUGUAGUGAUUUAUACCCUUCCUGCGCAUUGUCUUUAGCCUUUCUUUUCAUAUUCCCAACAAUUUCAGAAACGCCGCUUCCACAUCAACCAUUAGAAACAACAUGGCGCAAGAUGGCGAACCACCAAAGUCUGUUGACAAGGGCAAAGGCAAGGCGGUCUCAGAUCCCAAGAAGCCAGAGGAGGUAGAGAAGGAUAAAGAUGGAAAGCCCAUAGCUAAUGGGGCGAAAGAAGAGCCGGUCGUUGGAGCGGAGGAGCUCAGCGAGGAAGAUCAACAACUGAAGAGUGAGCUUGAUAUGCUGGUGGAGCGAUUAACAGAAUCCAACACAAGUCUUUACAAAAGUGCCCUCGAAGCCAUCAAAGAUUCGAUCAAAACCUCCACUUCAUCUAUGACCGCUGUACCCAAACCUCUCAAGUUCCUUAGACCGCAUUACGAGCCUAUGAUUAAGUUGUACGAACAAUGGCCGGAAGGGGACGACAAAACAUCUCUCGCAGAUGUUCUUUCAGUUAUUGGCAUGACAUUUUCAGAUGAAGAAAGACAAGACACUCUCAAAUUCCGAUUGCUUGCACCUACAUCAGAUAUUGCCUCAUGGGGUCACGAAUAUACACGUCAUCUUGCUUUGGAAUUGGGAGAGAUGUACAGCAAGAGAUUAGCGGAAGAUCAACCAACUCAAGAUCUUAUUGAUCUAGCCUUGAUCCUUGUGCCAUUAUUCUUGAAGAGUAACGCUGAGGCUGACGCUGUCGAUCUGAUGAGUGAGCUUGAAAUUAUCGACAAAAUUCCAAAUUACCUGGAUAAGGAUACCUACACACGAGCAUGCCUUUACAUGGUCAGCAUGGUCAACCUCUUGACUUAUCCAGAGGACCAGACAUUCCUCAGAACCGCACACGAUAUUUACAAGAAAUACAACCAACUUACCCAAGCGAUUGUCCUUGCCAUUAGAUUAAACGAUCUCGAGCUCGUCAGAUCCGAUUUCGAUUCUACGACAGACCCGGCAUUGAAGAAACAAAUGGCUUUCCUCAUUGCUCGCCAAAGAAUAGUUCUUGACGACCUACCAUCCGAAACUAGCGAGGACCAGGAGAUCAUGGAGUGUAUGUAUAACACUAAGAUGCCGGAACAUUUCAAGGCCUUAGCCAAGGAAUUGAAUAUUUUGGAUCCAAAGACGACCGAAGAUAUUUACAAGAGUCAUUUGGAGAGUAAUAGGGUCGCGGGAUUAACAAACCUUGACUCUGCUGGGCACAACUUGGCAGCAGGUUUUGUCAAUGCUUUCGUAAACGCUGGAUUCGGCAAUGAUAAGAUGAUGAUGGUUGAAGAUGAGAAAGCAAGCUGGGUGUGGAAAACUAAGGAAGAGGGAAUGAUGUCCACAGUUGCGUCGAUGGGUACAUUACUUCUCUGGGACGUUGAGACCGGUUUGGACAAGAUUGAUAAAUACACAUACGCCCCCGAAACUCAAAUUCAAGCUGGUACUCUAUUGGCUAUCGGUAUAAUGAACUCUGGAGUACGAAUCGAUUCUGAGCCUGCUCUCGCCCUUCUCGGUGAAGAGGAUAAGCUUAACCACAAGAAUCCUCUUGUUAGAGUUGGUGCUAUUAUGGGUCUUGGUCUUGCCUAUGCUGGAUCAAACAGGGAGCAACUUUUGGAGCUUCUCUUACCUAUUGUUACCGAUACUUCCGUGGAAAUGCAAAUUUCCGCCAUGGCAGCUUUAUCUUUGGGUAUGAUUUUCGUUGGAUCUGGUAACAGUGACAUCACUGAAGCCAUCUUCCAAACUUUCCUUGACGAUGAUCGCAAAUCUCAGCUCAAGGACAAGUGGACUCGAUUUAUGGCUCUCGGUUUGGGUCUGUUGUUCUUUGGCCAACAAGAGAACGUGGAUGUUAUCCUCGAGACUUUGAAGGCUGUUGAUCAUCCUAUGUCUAAACCAACAGCUGUUUUGGCAGAAAUUUGUGCCUGGGCUGGAACAGGAACAGUUUUGAAGCUCCAAGAACUUCUCCAUAUCUGUAACGAUCAUAUCGAAGAAAGUGAUGACAAGAAAGGCGACGAAUUACUUCAAGCCUAUGCUGUUCUCGGUCUUGGUUUGGUCGCUAUGGGAGAAGAUGUUGGUCAAGAGAUGGUCUUGCGUCAAUUUGCUCAUUUGAUGCACUACGGUGAAGCCAAUAUCCGAAAAGCAGUUCCUCUCGCCAUGGGUCUGCUAAGUCCUAGUAACCCACAGAUGAAGGUUUAUGAUACAUUAUCUCGUUACAGUCACGACAAUGACAAUGAUGUUGCGAUUAAUGCUAUCUUUGCAAUGGGUCUCUUGGGUGCUGGAACCAACAAUGCUAGAUUGGCUCAAUUACUUCGCCAAUUGGCUAGCUACUACCACCGUGAUCCUGACGCUCUGUUCAUGGUCAGAAUCGCCCAGGGUCUGCUUCACAUGGGUAAGGGAACACUCUCCAUCAACCCAUUCCACACCGAUCGCCAAGUACUCUCUAGAGUCGCAGCUGGUGGUCUUCUCUCCGUCUUGAUUGCUAUGAUCGAUGCCAAGCAAUUCGUCACAACCAAAUCACAUUACCUCCUAUACUACCUCGUUACAGCCAUGCACCCUAGAUUCCUCGUCACUCUUGACGAAGAUCUUAAGCCAUUGACAGUCAAUGUCCGAGUUGGACAAGCCGUUGAUGUUGUAGGACAAGCCGGUCGUCCUAAGACUAUCACUGGUUGGCAAACACAGAGUACCCCCGUACUUUUAGCAUAUGGCGAGAGAGCGGAAUUGGAAGACGAACAAUAUAUUAGUUUGAGCAGUAAUCUGGAGGGUCUUGUCAUUUUGAGAAAGAACCCAGAGUGGGAAGAUGGAAAAAGCUAGAGGGUUGAGAGAUGGCAAAGGAAAGGAAUAUUAAACUAUUGUAUUAUAAUGGAGGGUGGGGGGAGGAGCUAUAGUAGGUAGACUCGCAUAUCAUGUUCCCUUGAAUGAAGGGGAGAUGUGGGACAACUACGCAAUGAAAAUGAAAAAAAUGAAAAAUGAUAGAUGAUAGAUGAUUUGCAGUGCUUUAAAGUUGAUGAAAUUGGA
Botrytis deweyae is the source of this 3081-nucleotide messenger RNA. RefSeq lists its product as uncharacterized. Gene Ontology annotation, biological process: regulation of protein catabolic process; proteasome-mediated ubiquitin-dependent protein catabolic process. The transcript is spliced from 4 exons. NCBI's taxonomy places the organism in Eukaryota, Fungi, Ascomycota, Leotiomycetes, Helotiales, Sclerotiniaceae. Gene Ontology annotation, molecular function: enzyme regulator activity. The coding region runs from base 154 to 2877 and encodes 907 amino acids. Gene Ontology annotation, cellular component: proteasome storage granule; nucleus; proteasome regulatory particle, base subcomplex. The record is from RefSeq and is a predicted model, not a curated record.